GCACCCACUGGCCACCUUUUUCCACCUGUUUUUCCGAGUGAGUGCCAUUGUCACCUACUUGUUGUGUGACUGGUUCAGCAACAGCUUCGUUGCCUGUUUUGUCACUAUUCUCCUCCUUCUAUCCUUUGACUUUUGGUCAGUUAAGAACGUGACAGGAAGACUCUUGGUUGGUUUACGUUGGUGGAACCAGAUUGAUGAAGAUGGAAAAAGCCACUGGGUGUUUGAAGCAAAAAGGGUGCCUACAGUAGCUGCCUCAACUGAAGCUGAAGCUCGAAUUUUUUGGCUUGGUCUCAUUAUCUGUCCAGUUAUUUGGACCAUGUUUUUCUUUAGCACUUUGUUCUCCUUGAAGCUGAAAUGGCUGGCUCUUGUGAUAGCUGGGAUCUCCCUUCAGACUGCUAAUUUAUAUGGCUACAUCCACUGCAAAUUAGGGGGACAAAAAAGCAUCAGCAGAGUAACCUCAAGGUUUUUUGUCACAGCAGAUGUUCCCAAGAGACAGACAAGGAGAAUGUCAGGAGACCGCACUGAGGAACAUGGGAAGAGAGGCACUAGAUAAUCAAAUAAGGAAGAACAAGAAGGAUGAAUAGUAAAAACACUCAUUUGUGAAAGCUGUUCUUCAUAGGAAAGUAGUUAAGUAAAAGCUUUUCUAGAAUU
This is a messenger RNA of Nestor notabilis (Kea), 651 nucleotides long. RefSeq names its product Golgi apparatus membrane protein TVP23 homolog A-like. Gene Ontology annotation, biological process: vesicle-mediated transport; protein secretion. The record is from RefSeq and is a predicted model, not a curated record. The transcript has 5 exons. The annotation marks the transcript as partial. NCBI's taxonomy places the organism in Eukaryota, Metazoa, Chordata, Aves, Psittaciformes, Psittacidae. Gene Ontology annotation, cellular component: Golgi membrane.